Thermothelomyces thermophilus ATCC 42464 is the source of this 687-nucleotide messenger RNA. RefSeq lists its product as uncharacterized. NCBI's taxonomy places the organism in Eukaryota, Fungi, Ascomycota, Sordariomycetes, Sordariales, Chaetomiaceae. The record is from RefSeq and is a predicted model, not a curated record. The coding region runs from base 92 to 346 and encodes 84 amino acids. The transcript has 3 exons. Gene Ontology annotation, biological process: mitochondrial electron transport, cytochrome c to oxygen.
AGCAAGCUCCCGAUUUCAACUCAAACCACCAGCACUCGUCCCGGUUGAACGACCAACACAACCACCCCCAAACUCCACUCACUCAAUCAAGAUGCUCGCCCGCGCGACCCUCCGCACCUCCGGCGCCGCCAGCGCCGCGGCCAACCAGCUCGUGGCCCGCCGCGCCUUCACGACGACGCGCGCCCGCCUCUCGUCGCCCUACCACUACCCCGAGGGCCCGCUAUCCAACCUGCCGUUCAACCCGCGCAAGAAGGGAUUCGCGUUCUGGUACUGGACCUUCAUGGCCACCGGGUUCGGGCUGCCCUUUGGCAUUGCCGUCUGGCAGACCUACCACCCCGCCAAGUAAACCAACCGCCUUGAGACGGGUGUUUCGAUUAGGAGGGCUAUGGGGUGUUGGGUGAUGCUCUGUGGCAGAGGGCGGCUACGUCUGUACAUCAUACGGGCUCGAUAGAGUAGACAUCAAAAGACAAAUAUUUCCUUGAGUUGCUACGGUACAUCCAGCACGUUGGGUCGACCAUAUGUCUUGGAGGAGGAGAGAAUGUUGGUGAUGUAGCAGGAGUGGUAACUCGACUUUGUACAGAGCAUUCGUUAAUCACCUGAGCCUUCAAAGAUUUGCCAUUGUGUGGAGGAGAAUUUACCAAGGCCCCGGGACUCCUAAAACCAAGGUCUGGCUGUUGGGCUCUUGAG